Arvicola amphibius (Eurasian water vole) is the source of this 797-nucleotide messenger RNA. RefSeq names its product transmembrane protein 192-like. The record is from RefSeq and is a predicted model, not a curated record. The transcript is spliced from 4 exons. The coding region runs from base 1 to 555 and encodes 184 amino acids. Gene Ontology annotation, cellular component: lysosomal membrane; late endosome. Lineage: Eukaryota; Metazoa; Chordata; Mammalia; Rodentia; Cricetidae.
AUGGCUCAUGGAUGGGGAUGCGUGUCAGGGGACAAAGUUUUUGAAAUUGGUUCUCUCCUUGUACCUUCACCUGGAGUCCUGAUAUCAAACUCAGGUCUUCUGGCUUGGACUGUUUCAGCUCUUGGAAGGCAGAGGCAGGCAAUAUCCAACUGGAGACAGCCUCCCAUCCCUGCUGUUUCCCUUCCUUCCUCAGGCAACACAGCCCUCCUGCUCCUCCUGUGCAUGCAGCAUUCCUUCCCUGAGCCCAGCAGCCUGUACCUGGAGCUGAUUCUGGCUGUCCUGGCCCUGGAGCUGAUCUGCUCCCUGAGCUGUCUGCUGCUCUAUGCAGUGAAAAUUAGGAGAUUCAAUAGAUCCAAACCACAGCCUGAUGUCCUUGAAGAAGAAAGAAUGUAUGCUCACCCCAGCAAUAUAGCCUCAGAGACUGGCUUCAGGACUAUUUCAAGCCUAGAAGAAAUUGUUGAAAAGCAGGGAGACAUAAUCGUAUAUCUGAAGAGACACAACGCCCUGCUCAGUAAGCGGUUGUUGGACUUGGCCUCUCAGCCAUCUAGGACAUAGAGGCUCUGGGUAUGACAGCUAUCAAAUCCUCAGUGACUCCAGACUGCCCGAAGUUACCUUCAUGGUGUAUGCUGGGAACAUGAGCCCUGGGUGGUUACAAACAUUUGGGAAACUUGAGAAUAUUUUGUAUGGUUUGAAAUAAUUUAACUCCUUGACUUUUCUGGAAUCUAAGCUGUAGUUGAAGAACUCUGGAAUAAUGUGGCUCUUUGUAAAGCAAUUGUGCCAUGACAGUCUGCUGUAAA